Trichogramma pretiosum is the source of this 3726-nucleotide messenger RNA. It is a transcript of the gene orb, whose product is annotated as cytoplasmic polyadenylation element-binding protein. Lineage: Eukaryota; Metazoa; Arthropoda; Insecta; Hymenoptera; Trichogrammatidae. The record is from RefSeq and is a predicted model, not a curated record. Gene Ontology annotation, cellular component: nucleus; neuron projection; synapse. The transcript is spliced from 12 exons. Gene Ontology annotation, molecular function: ribosome binding; mRNA 3'-UTR binding; translation factor activity, RNA binding. Gene Ontology annotation, biological process: negative regulation of cytoplasmic translation. The coding region runs from base 447 to 2774 and encodes 775 amino acids.
GCUCUCAGUUAUAGCCGGUAGUGCGCGGCGCGAAUCUUGUUUUUGCGCGUCGCUCUCGUUCACCCUUCGCGAGCGCUGGCGUCGCGGCGGCAGAGCAGCCGUGCAAAACGGCAAAGCACCAUAACGUCGUCAAUCGGCACGGGACCGUCAGUGGUCUCGCAUUAGCAAAACACACGCUCAACGUUUUAUAUAGAAAAAAGUAUAUAACGCAAUUGACGGGUAAUAUAAUUCGUGAAUAAUCUUUCGCUUCGUCUGUCACGAAGGUCGUAAUUAAAUUACAACUGAAUUAUUCGCGGCGUACGAGGGUAAAAUCGAUCCGAGGGAAUAACCGGGUAUCGUCGGAUCGAAAUACUUUGCUGAUCCAAUCGCAGGGGCACGUGGUCAAGCGGCAAGCCAACAGGAGGAUCUAAUCGUCCAUCGUCCAUCGUCCUGCCCCCAAAAAGACGAUGACUUCACUUUUGCACCAGCUAGCCUACCAGUACGAGGCUGAAAAACAGCAGCAUCAGCAGCAACAACAACAGCUGCAAAGCGAAGUCGGGCUGGACGCGCCGGGAAGUCCCGCGUCCCCUCAAGCUUAUCGUCAGUCACAACAGUUGACGAGUCACCGCGACGAAAUGCAGCAACAGCAACAGCAGCAGCAACAAGCCGAUCGCGAUUACGUCAGUCAACAGCGCGAGAACAAGAUGCAACUUCAGUCGCACGAGCGCGAGCAACAUCUGCGCGAGCUUUCGUCCUUGAACAACCUGCUGUUGGACUUGCCGACUGUGCCGUCAUCGCCGACUUACAACGCGGCGCCCGGCUCCAAGUUCUCGAUCGGCCACGAGCUCGUAUCGCCGACAUCGAGCGCUUCUCCUUCCAAGAGCGUCUCGAGUGGAAAUUUGGAUGCAACAGAUAUGUCAAUAUCUGAUCUAUUUGGAUUAGGAUCUGCGCGCGGAUCAUUGAUGAGUAACAAUCAAAAGGAUCAUGGAGCGCAAACUGGUUUCGAUACAUCUACAUAUAAGCAACAUAAUAUGUAUUAUUCCCAGCAGUUGGACCGCUCCGAUAAUUCCAAUGGAUAUUACUCAAACACAACUGCGGCCGAGAAACCGUAUGAGUAUUCAAAUGGAUACUACUCGAACCUGAACCAGUCGAAUAGCAAUAACUACAUAGAUACGCCGAGCUCGCCGGUAUCUGUACACACACCAGCUACACCUAGUACACCUGGCAGCAUGUACUCAAAUCCGUACUCGUACUCGAGUAUGACCAGCAGUAGCAGUCCUUACAAUUCGGCCUCAUCGGUAUCUAGUGGUUACAAUAAGCGAUUCCCAUCCUCGCCACUGCGUUCACCACCGUGCUAUGCACGAGCGAUUCGAGGGUCACCACCUUAUAGCAGCGAUUGCAGUAGUCCAUCGACAGAGUAUCCUAAUCAUUCAUUUGGCUGCAAUAAUUCGAGGUCGAACUCACCAGCUGAUUCUGAUACUAGUGCCAGUAGUAUUGACGGUCCUUUAGCAGAUAUAAUCCGCCGUUGUUAUCCUCAAAACCCUUGGGCUGAGGUAAAAAAAUACCUUCAUAGUGGACGAGCUACCCUCGCUGAUUUACCGUUCAUCAAAAAAUGUUUUAUGGAAUACUGUCAGACGCAGCAGCAAUCACCACAACAGCAACAACAGACAACACAGCAAUCUACCCCUUCACGAUCAUCUCAACAUACCCCGAUGCACAACCAUUACCAUCAUCAUCAGAACAACAAUACCCCAUCACGCAGUUACUUCAAUCAAGAGUCUAAUAAUAAUUCCUUUAACGGCUCUCAUUUUGGAAACUCCGAAAAAAACUGUUGCAAUAUGUCGGUUCCAAGAAGCAAUCCGUCACUCAUUUCUUUAGAUAAAGCUGCUAGAAUUCAUCGUAAAGCGGCAGCUGCAUCCGAUGCAAAUCACACAUGGUGUGGAGAAUUACCUCAAAGAACUCGCAAGCCCAUUGGCUAUUCAUCGAAAGUUUUUUUGGGUGGCGUUCCUUGGGAUACGACCGAGUCAAUCUUGGUUUCUACUUUCAAACAAUUUGGACCGAUUAAAAUUGAGUGGCCAGGGAAAAAUCAAUCUUCUAUUCAGCCUAAAGGAUAUGUUUACAUUGUAUUUGAAUCAGAAAAACAGGUGAAAUCCCUUCUAGCCUGCUGUACACAUGAUUUUUCUAACGGUGGCCGAUAUUAUUAUAAAAUAUCGUCAAAGAGAAUGAAAGGAAAAGAUGUAAGAAUAAAUGAUACCAUUGAAAAUGUUCAAGUUAUCCCUUGGGCUCUUAAUGAUAGUAAUUUCGUCAAAUCCUCAUCUCAGAAAUUGGACCCUGAUAAGACUGUAUUUGUUGGAGCCUUACACGGAAUGAUGACAGCUACAGGCUUGUCAAAAAUCAUGAACGAUCUAUUUGACAAUGUCAUUUACGUUGGUAUUGAUACUGAUAAACAUAAGUAUCCCAUUGGAUCGUGCCGAGUAACAUUUAGUAGCAAGCACUCGUUCAACAAAGCUGUAAAUGCUGCCUUUAUUGAAGUCAAAACUGCGGAAUUCCGAAAAACAAUUCAAGUCGAUCCAUAUAUUGAAGAUGCACCUUGUUCAAGUUGUUACGUUCAGCAAGGACCAUAUUUCUGCAGAGACCGGAUGUGCUUCAAGUAUUACUGCCAUACUUGCUGGCAAUGGGUACACAGCAGCGAAUCAAUGAGUUCGCACGAGCCAAUGUCACGCGGCUUGAAGAAAAAUCAUGUUAUUGGUUUGACUCCGAAUUCGGGAUUGAAUCGACGUUGGGAUAUGUUAUAAAUGGGUUUCUCUCUGCUGACAUUGACCGACCAAUGUUUUAACUAUCGGUCAACAUAGUCAUCACUUAUUUGACCCUAGUCGACGGAGGAGCAGAAGCUGGGUGUUUAUUUUGUUUAACUAUGAAGAGUAAAACGGAAAGCGUCAGCUUAAUACGUAAAUUUUAUAACUUGCAAAAAUAAAUGCAAGAACCAUUGGCUUUAUUGCGCGUGAAGACAUUCAUGCGUUUGUUCAACAAGUUUGUUGAACAAAAACAAAUUUUCAAUAUGUUACUAAUCGUGAUUACUUUAAGUUCCUAUUAUGAACCGAGUACGAUUUUUUUUUUAUUUGUUGGUAUAUACCUUUAUCAAGAGCACUGGCUUGGGAAAAGUAUAUUAUUUUAAUUAACAUUUAAAAUGAGAUGAUAUAAUUAUUGUUAUGAUUUUCGGUCGUCUUAGGUGCGAAUCGAAGGGCCCCUAUAGUGACGAAUGGACCCAGUCAGUCAUUGAUUCAAUUUGAUUUAUAAUUGAUUAUUAUAUAGUGAUGAUGUUUACCAGUAAGAGAGCAUUCAUUUUCUGGUAGAUUAUAUUCGGUUGUUUAAAUUUGAUUAUGAUGUAGAAAUUGUAAUUUUUUUGGUACUUGAUGCUUGUAAAGCAUUUUUGAUAAUAAUUACGAGUUGUAAAAUACAUAUUUUAUGCACACGGGUGUCAACAAUUACUUCAGCCACUCGAAGUGGCUCUCUUAUUGUGGUUCAAUGACUUUACAAUGGAGUGAAAUUCGGGCUAUGAUUCUAGUAAUAGAAUUCUGAUUCUUUAUUUUUUUUUAAAUUUUUUGUUAAGAUUUACAAUCCUUCGCAAUUCUCGUGUUGCGUCUAUUUGUUUCAAAAAUUGAUUUUCAUCUCGCUGUCUAUUAUGUUUCGUUUUUUUUAUAUACGAUUCUGUUAAAUUGGAUUAAACAAUUUAGAUCUUUGCACAAA